This is a messenger RNA of Acanthaster planci (crown-of-thorns starfish), 1793 nucleotides long. RefSeq names its product cyclin dependent kinase 20 (gene cdk20). The record is from RefSeq and is a predicted model, not a curated record. Gene Ontology annotation, cellular component: nucleus. Gene Ontology annotation, molecular function: protein serine/threonine kinase activity; ATP binding. Gene Ontology annotation, biological process: protein phosphorylation. NCBI's taxonomy places the organism in Eukaryota, Metazoa, Echinodermata, Asteroidea, Valvatida, Acanthasteridae.
UACAUCUGCCAAGACAACGUAGUGUUUCUUUCUUCCGAGAAGCGAGCACUUUCGGCAACGAGAAAAGGACCAGACUGCGAACAUUGAAGCGAGUUCACUUCUCCACUAAGGAGGUAGGCCUACAAAUCAUUGUUCCUCCUAAUCCUUGGCAGUGAGAGAACAUGGAGCAGUAUACGAUUCUUGGAAGGAUAGGUGAAGGUGCACAUGGUAUUGUGUUUAAAGCCAAACACAUUGAGAGUGGUGAAAUAUGUGCAUUGAAAAAAGUUCCAUUGCGGAGACUGGAUGAUGGAAUACCAAAUACAGCAUUGAGGGAAAUUAAAGCUCUGCAAGAGAUUGAGGAAAAUCCUUAUGUUGUCAAACUGCGGGAGGUAUUUCCCCAUGGCACUGGGUUUGUGCUCGUCUUUGAGUACAUGCUGUCCGACCUGUCCGAAGUGGUCCGUAACUCACAGCAGCCGUUGACGGAGGCCCAGGUCAAGAGCUAUAUGAUGAUGCUGCUGAAGGGGAUUGCCUACUGCCACGAAAACUCCAUCAUGCACAGGGAUUUGAAACCAGCUAAUCUGUUAAUCAGUGAGACGGGACACCUGAAGAUUGCCGACUUUGGCCUGGCGAGGGUAUUCAGUAAUGAGGAAGGCAGACAGUACAGCCACCAGGUGGCAACAAGGUGGUACAGGGCUCCUGAAUUGUUGUAUGGAGCUAGGAAAUAUGACGAAGGUGUUGAUCUCUGGGCAGUUGGCUGCAUCUUCGGAGAGCUUCUCAAUAACUCCCCACUCUUCCCCGGAGAGAACGACAUCGAGCAGCUAUGCUGUGUGCUACGUGUGUUGGGAACACCCACUGAGAAGACAUGGCCGGGAAUGGAGCAGUUGCCAGACUACAACAAGAUCACAUUCCCAGAGAAUCCGCCCAUACCAUUUGAAGAGGUGGUACCAGACGCAUCACCAGAGGCCCUGGACUUGUUGAAGAAGUUUCUUGUGUAUCCUUCAAAGCAGAGGAUAUCUGCGGCAGAGGCCCUCCUGCAUCCGUACUUCUUCACCGAACCUCUGCUGGCCCACCACUCUGAGCUACCCAUUCCCAAGCACGGCAAGAAAGUGCGACAUCGCGGCCAGAACCCCAAAGAAUACGACAUUGAUGUUCCGUUGGAGCAGUCCCUGGUGGAUCCAGACUUGCUGACUCCGUUUGUCUGAUCAGCUCAAGGAAAGAAGCUGACGUACAAAGACUGCAGGAUCUGUGCUCUCUGUACAUGUGCUAUUCAGUGGUGACGAAGAGAGACUAGAAUCAUACCAGUGAUAUCAUUUGCCUUUGACCCCUUGUAGAGGAUGAAAGUCACUUUUGUACACAAUCCGAUGAAAAUUCUGUAUUGAGAACUCUGGGCCCAUAUGUGAGCUAGUAGACAGGCAUGUUAUUCCUCCAUGCCUGGACCCGAGAAAAAGCAAAGUCAACAAAGUGAAGACAUUAGGAGGACUUGCCCAGGUCUUCAUAAAGUUGUCCUCUCAGAAAAAGAGUUUUAGAAUAAUUGAUGGGGUCAAAAUGAAGAGGAAUAAUGAAGGAAAUUAGCAUUAAACUGAUUUGCAUAAUUGCUCAUGCACACUGCUCAGAACUGGCACACGCAAGCGAUUUGUCACCCCAACGGAGAUCAUUGCUUAGGUAGAUUCCUCGCCACAUGGAUGGAGCUGGCCCCCAAACUAAGUCCAGGGGGUAACCAGAAAGUGGCAAUGAGUGUUGAACAUGUGACUGAUGGUUUUGUUCUUUUUUAUUUUAUUUAUUGGAGAGAGAAAAUAAAUAUGUAUAUACCUGAA